Molecule: messenger RNA, 2642 nt
Organism: Podospora bellae-mahoneyi
Lineage: Eukaryota; Fungi; Ascomycota; Sordariomycetes; Sordariales; Podosporaceae
Gene: MIH1
Product: m-phase inducer phosphatase
Exons: 4
Coding region: 1023-2642 (539 amino acids)
Biological process (GO): positive regulation of G2/MI transition of meiotic cell cycle; protein dephosphorylation; positive regulation of G2/M transition of mitotic cell cycle
Cellular component (GO): nucleus; cytoplasm
Molecular function (GO): protein tyrosine phosphatase activity
Source: RefSeq, a predicted model, not a curated record
GUAAGAAAAUCAACUGCCCUGCUUGAUUGGGCUUCCCUGUCGAUGCUGUGCACGACGCCGGCAAGGAAAAUUCCUUCUUAACCACCUGCUGCCCAUCUUGUAGCCUCGCCCUCGCCCCUCAACAGGCCCUUGGGUGUGUAACGUUGUCGUCGACAUUGGUAUACGGUGAACAGCUUUGGUUGUAGGAAGGGAUACCUUAUCCAGAAGCUCUCCUUUUCAGCAAAACAAUAUCCAGGGAGUAGAAGAACUUCCAUUCUAGCCUCCACUCCAGACCUUCUGUGGUCCGACACGCCCCGGCCAGUCAGCCUGCUGCUGCAUAUCACCCCCCCGGCCACCCCUUGUCCAUAACUUGGCAGACCGUCCAUCCUCUGCACUUGCAAAGAACCAGAACUUGGAGCUGAACAAGAAAGCGGGCGGCACGUCAUAAAACUCUCAAAAUCGACCUCGAUCCGACCCCAUUCCCUCUUCAUUCGCGAGUAUCUCGUAUACAGCAGCGUCGGCAACAGUUAGACGGGCAACUGGCGAUCUCGACGAGAGCAACCGAGCACCUUCCCGGCGUCAGCUCCUUGCCCUGGCUGCACCCACCGGAGCGGAACCCCGCUAUCACCUCGUUAUUGACUGGCCUCUGCCAUCCCGGUUCUGCCAAACGCACUUCACAGACCGCCCGCGUUGCACCGGACGACGAGAAAACUGAGGUCAACCCCAGCAACCAGUGCACCGAAUUCAACCUUUAAACCUCAAGACAUCCUUUUACACCUUGACGAAUGCUCUCGUGAUUUCAGUAAGAGAAAGUGGCAGCUCGCAGCAUUGGCCAACCGCGACGGCUAGCUCAGAGCUUCACCAUCCACCGUCUCGACACCCUCGACUGUUGGCUGCUGCUGCUGCACCACCCACUGCACGACAUCCAGACAUUGUACCUCCACGUCAAAAAUAGCCACCCGAUUUCACCUCUUGAGUUCUUCGAUAGCAUCAUCCACCAACCCUCUGCUGUGUACAUGCGAUAAGAGAACCUUGGAGCCACCAUGGAGACCUCUUCACCGUUGGCCGCCAUCCGGCCGGCGCCUCCCACGUUUGGCCAGUCGAACUUGUUUGGUCCGCCCUUGGGUCCCAGCCCCUUGGGUCCUGGGUCUAUGAAUAUCUUCCAACGUCAGAAUCCGGAGUACUUUAACAUCAAGGCCGCCCGAGGCUCUUCUCCCGCGGCCUCGUUGGCCGCGGACCUGUCACAAAACUUUAAGCUCAAUGAAGCCAGUAGCCCCAUGUUUCCGACGCCGCGUCGCGCCCUAUUUACCACGGCCACCAUGAUGGACGGAUUCAAGUCUCGUGAAUAUCUUACCACGCCUCCAUUGGCACCAUCGUCGUCGCCUGGUAAUGUCGACAUGAUGGACAUGUCACCAUUGCCGCAGAAGGGUGCCUUUGCGGGUCAUGUCGAAGUGCCGUCUCCAACACCGAGCAUUCCUAUGAGUGAUGAUAUCAUGAUGGAGUCUCCCAUCCCACAAAAGACUGUCAUGGAUACAUCCAAGGCCGUUGGUGCCGAAGCCCGCAGAAAGCUUGGUUUGAUGCGGCCAUCUCUCAGCCGUGCCAAAGGUUACACUACGGGGGCCAUCCCGGGUCGUUCCAAUGGUGAUACCCAGUUCCCCUCCCUAAAGCUCGGUGGUGAGGUGCAGCUCGGCUCCUCCCCUUCGACCUCGAUGUCGCUGAGCGAAUGUUUUCAGGACUCGCCUCCUCAACAGAGGCGGUCCCUCAGUGCUAAUAGCCCUUGCAUGAUCAUGGCAAGCAAUCGCCCAAGGCCCCAGUUCAACUUGCCUGGUCUUAGCGGUGUCCGCAACGGAUCACCAAUCAGCCACUCUCGCAAGUCUUCGAAUCCUGCCGGCCGGCCGCGGAGGUGGACAACUCGUCGCUCACUGAGCAUGUUUGAAAGCGCCGAGGAGAUUAUGAAACCCAAGGAGCUUGACGCUGCUCUGCCCGACAUCGAGGAAACCCAGGAGCCACUGCUACCGCAUUUCAUGCCCGAAGAUGAACAAGAUAACAUUCCUCGCAUUACCCGCGACACCAUGCUUGAGGUGUUGGACGGCAAAUACAGCGACCAGUACCAACACAAGAUGAUCGUCGACUGUCGCUUCGAGUACGAAUAUGAGGGUGGUCACAUUGAUGGCGCCAUCAACUACAAUGAUAAGGAUCUUCUGGCAGACCAUCUGUUUCGCACUCCCAUGCCAGGGCGCACCCUUCUCAUCUUUCACUGCGAAUACUCUGCUCACCGUGCUCCGCUCAUGGCUCGCCAUAUUCGUUCCCAGGACCGACAACUGAACCAGGAGGCUUACCCGAGACUCACAUACCCUGAUGUUUACAUUCUGGACGGUGGGUAUAGUGGUUUCUUCUCUGAACACCAAGAACGCUGCUACCCUCGGGCGUAUGUCGAGAUGGGCGCCGCUGGGCACGAGAAGACUUGCGAGCGGCUGAUGGGCCGCUUAAAGCAGCAGCGCAAAGGGCUGGGUCGUGCGCAAACGUAUGCAUUUGGUGAUCGGAUCCAGGAUUCGCCAACUGCGCCAGGUCGUACCAUCAGCCGUGAUUGUGAGUUUGCGGACCUUGGGCAAUCGCCACUUGGAGCGGAUCGUGGGCCUCCACGACGGAUGGUCUCUUUCUAA